UCCUUCUGUUACCUCCUUCCAGCACCUCCUCUCUUCCCCUUUUGCCCAAACUCACCCACUGAGUUGGAGCAUUUAAGAAGAUUCCUCCGCCAAGAAGACCAAAGGAAAGAAGAAGAAAAAGGGGCCAAAAGCCAAAAUGAAAUUUAUAGUACUUGCUGUCACCGUCGGGCUAACUUUGCUGCUAGGAGUCCAAGCCAUGCCUGCAAAUCGCCUCUCUUGCUACGGAAAGAUACUGAAAGACCGCAACUGUCACAAUCUUCCAGAAGGAGUAGCUGAUCUGACAAAGGUUGAUGUAAACGUCCAGGAUCACUUCUGGGAUGGGAAGGGAUGUGAGAUGAUCUGUUACUGCAACUUCAGCGAAUUGCUCUGCUGCCCAAAAGAUGUCUUCUUUGGACCAAAGAUCUCUUUUGUGAUUCCUUGCAACCGUCAGUGAGAAUCUUCAUGUAUUCCGGAGACCACCCCACCUAAUUUCCCACAAGCUGCACUCUAACAGCAUAACUCUAUUUCUGGUUUCUAUGCAGUGCAAUAAAGCAGAUUCUAUAAAUUCUUACUUGUCUAUGACAAGUAAACUUGUGUUAAAUAAGCAGUAAUAAAAAUUCAACUCAA
Vicugna pacos (alpaca) is the source of this 606-nucleotide messenger RNA. RefSeq names its product stimulator of chondrogenesis 1 (gene SCRG1). Lineage: Eukaryota; Metazoa; Chordata; Mammalia; Artiodactyla; Camelidae. The record is from RefSeq and is a predicted model, not a curated record. Gene Ontology annotation, cellular component: Golgi apparatus; neuron projection terminus.